Molecule: messenger RNA, 1072 nt
Organism: Drosophila ficusphila
Lineage: Eukaryota; Metazoa; Arthropoda; Insecta; Diptera; Drosophilidae
Product: glycine, alanine and asparagine-rich protein
Exons: 1
Coding region: 63-977 (304 amino acids)
Source: RefSeq, a predicted model, not a curated record
CUGACUUCCGACUCCGGAGCUCUAAGUAGAACAGCAAAAGUCAACCAGCAGCAAGCAGCAAGAUGCGCGCCUUCGUCGUCCUGUGCCUCGUGGCCCUCGCCUCCGCCGACAAGCUCGGCUACAACUACAAGCCGGUGGGCCACUCCAGCUCCGGCCUGUCCUUCGCUCCUGGCAGCGGCUCCGUGGGUCUCGGCGGAGGCAGCGGAUCCCUCAGCCUGGGAGGCGGCAGUGGCUCCCUGGGACUGGGAGGCAGCAGCGGAUCCUUGAGCCUGGGAGGCGGCAGCAACUUCGGCAGCCUGGACAGCGGUCUCGGCGGUGGUUCCCUCGGUCUGGGAUCCUCUGGACUGGGAUCCUCCGGUCUGGGCUCCUCCGGUCUGGGCUCCUCCGGUCUGGGAUCUGUUGGUCUGGGAUCCUCCGGUCUGGGAUCCUCUGGUCUCAGUGCCCCCGUCUCCUACAACGCCCCCGCUCCCGCUGCUGAGCUCGAGAAGGAGUUCUUCACCUUCACCGCCAACGAGGAGGACUUCGAUCAGCCCCAGGAACUCGAGCGCGUUGCCAGCUCCGUGAACAAGGGACUUCGUGUUGUCUUCAUCAAGGGACCCGAGAACCGUGGCCUGGAGAACGCCGCCCUGGCUCUGGCCAAGCAGGCUGCCCAGCAGGAGACCGCCAUCUAUGUCCUCAACAAGCAGGCUGACAUUGGAGAGCUCGCCCAGAAGCUGAACGCCAUCCGCAGCAACUCGAACAACAAGCCCGAGGUGCACUUCGUCAAGUACAGGACUCCCGAGGAUGCUGCCAACGCCCAGCGCGCCAUCCAGUCGCAGUACGACCAGCUGGGAGGAUCCUCCCAGGCUCAUGAUGGUGGUGUUGCCUCCGCCCUGAACUUCGCCUCCGCAGGACCCGUGCGCCAGGCUCAGGCCCAGAUCCCCGAGAACUCCUACCUGCCCUCGUCGGUGCUGAGUCGUCUGCGUUACCGCCACUAGGAAGUGCCAUAGCUCGCAGCUACUCCCCUUGUUGACUUUUGUGUUAUCUAUUGAUUUGUCGAACGAACCCUCAAAUACAAUUCUUUUUACAUCUA